AUGUCUUGCUCAGCUCGCGUCUCCUCCUGCAAGGUGUCCACUAGUGGGAGCAGCUUCAGCAGUGGUAGCAGAUGUGGUCUGGGGGGCAGCUCUGCCCAGGGCUUCCAAGGAACCAGGAGCUGUGGUCUGAGCAGGGGAUCUAGUGGUGGCUUUGGAGGUGGCAAUGGAGGGAGCUUUGGUAGCUGUUCAGUAGGGGGUGGUUUGGGAACAGCUUCAGGCUCUGGGACUGGCUUUGGCAGGGGCUCUGGCUUUGGCCGAGGUUCUGGAUUCAGCAGUGGUGCCAGUGGAGACUUCUACAGCUAUGGAGAUGGCCUUGGUGGUGGUGUUGGCCAUGGGGGACUUUUCUCAGGAAGUGAAAAGCAAACCAUGCAGAACCUCAAUGACCGCCUGGCUAAUUACCUAGACAAGGUCCACGCUCUGGAGGAGGCCAACGCUGAUCUGGAGAACAAAAUCAAGGAGUGGUAUGGCAAGUAUGGGCCUGGGUCUAGAGAUUCUGGAGCUGGGAGAGAUUACAGCAAAUACUACCCAAUAAUUGAAGAUCUCAAAAACCAGAUCAUUACGGCCACUAUUGAAAAUGCUGGGAUCAUUUUGCAGAUUGACAAUGCCAGACUGGCUGCUGAUGACUUCAAACUGAAGUAUGAGAAUGAGCUGUGUCUCCGUCAGAGUGUAGAGGCAGACAUCAAUGGCCUGCGCAGAGUGCUGGAUGAGCUGACCAUGACUCGCUCUGACCUGGAGAUGCAGAUUGAGAGUCUCACCGAGGAGAUGGUCUACCUGAAGAAAAACCACGAGGAGAUCUCUACUGAUGCUGGGACAGCCAAUUCUGCCAAGAAUGAGAUAACAGAACUGAAACGUACCUUGCAGUCCCUAGAAAUUGAGCUUCAGGCCCAACUGGCCACGAAAAGUUCUCUGGAAGGGACCCUGGCUGACAUAGAGGCUGGCUAUGCAGCUCAGCUGUCAGAAAUCCAGGUGAAAAUCAACAGCCUGGAGGAGCAGAUGUGCCAGCUCCGGGGUGAGACUGAAUGCCAGAACACAGAAUAUGAGCAACUGCUGGGCAUCAAGACACAUCUGGAGAUGGAGAUUGAAACCUACCGCCGCCUCCUCGAUGGAGAGGGAGG
Messenger RNA from Castor canadensis (American beaver), 1115 nucleotides. The record is from RefSeq and is a predicted model, not a curated record. NCBI's taxonomy places the organism in Eukaryota, Metazoa, Chordata, Mammalia, Rodentia, Castoridae.